Molecule: messenger RNA, 1533 nt
Organism: Drosophila grimshawi
Lineage: Eukaryota; Metazoa; Arthropoda; Insecta; Diptera; Drosophilidae
Gene: VhaPPA1-1
Product: V-type proton ATPase 21 kDa proteolipid subunit
Exons: 3
Coding region: 164-802 (212 amino acids)
Biological process (GO): proton transmembrane transport
Cellular component (GO): proton-transporting V-type ATPase, V0 domain
Molecular function (GO): proton-transporting ATPase activity, rotational mechanism
Source: RefSeq, a predicted model, not a curated record
GAAUAACGUGAUUUACUCGAUACGCUAUGAUAGAGAAAAUGUACGUCAUGUGAUUGUGGAUUCUUUUUUUCGCACGAAGCAGUCACCUGUCGGCCAAGAAAAAUACAAUUACGCCUGCAAAAUUUGAGAGACCAGCCAGACAAAGAAAACCAAACCGUGCAAGAUGGCGCCCCAAAUACGCACAGUCGUAACGCAAACAUUUCUAUGGCUCUUCCUCGCCGCUGCUACCAUCCUAAUCCUCUACUUUGUUAUGACUGGCAAAGGAGAACGCGUGAGCGUUGGCUGGUUCCUCGCCUCCUCGAGCCCGUACAUGUGGGCAUGCCUGGGCAUCGGAUUGUCUGUGUCGCUAUCGGUUGUGGGCGCUGCCCUUGGCAUUCAUACGACGGGCACCAGUAUUGUGGGUGGCGGCGUUAAGGCGCCCCGCAUCAAGACCAAGAAUCUGAUUUCGGUCAUUUUCUGUGAGGCUGUCGCCAUCUAUGGCCUGAUCACGGCCAUUGUGCUCUCCGGCCAGCUGGAGCAGUUCCAAAUGGAAUCGGCGCUCGAAUCCAGCGGCAUCAUGAACCAGAACUGGUUUUCGGGCUAUCUGAUUUUUGGUGCUGGUCUUGCCGUCGGCCUCGUGAACUUGUUCUGCGGCAUUGCCGUCGGCAUCGUUGGUUCCGGCGCAGCACUCUCAGAUGCCGCGAACGCUGCGCUCUUCGUCAAAAUUCUGAUUGUGGAGAUUUUCGGUUCGGCCAUCGGUCUCUUUGGUCUGAUCGUGGGCAUUUACAUGACUUCGAAGGCAAAGAUGGGUGACAAGGAAUAAGCGGACGCUGCAAUGACAUUUGUGUCACGCGCCACCCCAUCCAAAAACAACAACAACAAUCAGUCAUCAAGUCAUUCCGACAACUAAAGCACAACAACAUCUGUGUUCCUCCAUUGGAGUUUUUCUUUUUUUUGGAAAUUAAGAUUCGUUAUGCGCAGUUACAGAUAGUGAGAUAGGAGGAGAAACCUUCACGACGACAUGGGACUUUAGUUACUUAUUAAGUUAAAAAGAAAAGUUAAUUAUCGAAUUUUUACGCUGCGCACAUUGCGCCAAUUCUCAGCAUCAAUCCAACAAUUGUGCGUUUAAUGUGCGCCGUGUAAAAAUUGCAUUCGAUUUCUUCUAUUCUAGUUAAAUCAGUUUAAUUCGUAUUUGUGUACGAGAGACAAGUGUGUGUGUUUAUCAUAAUAUAAUGCUAUAAUUUAUGAUAGGUAUGUAGUUGUUUAUAUUAUUUGUUCAUUUUUUGGCACUUGUAUUCUAAAGAGAAAAAUGUAUUAUAUUAACUACAAAUACAAAUAAUAACUAUAUAAAAAACUGUAUAUUUUAUGCUACGGCUAAUUCAGAAGUAAUAGAAACUACACAAACCAUAUUAUUAUUAUUACUAUUAUUAUAGAGAAUAUUCCAUAUUAAAUAAAUGUGUUUUGUUAACAAAUCCCCAAAUCGUCACCAACUCUAAUCAGUUGCACGCGCCCAACUUCUAUAAUAUAUAUAUAUAUAAAUUCCCCCAAUGUAUG